Olea europaea var. sylvestris is the source of this 1854-nucleotide messenger RNA. RefSeq lists its product as uncharacterized. NCBI's taxonomy places the organism in Eukaryota, Viridiplantae, Streptophyta, Magnoliopsida, Lamiales, Oleaceae. The annotation marks the transcript as partial. The record is from RefSeq and is a predicted model, not a curated record. The transcript has 5 exons.
AUGGAAGAAGAUAAAGAUGUCCCACUCAUUUUGGGGCGGCCUUUCUUAGCCACUGGGAGAGCAAUUGUAGAUGUUCAGAAGGGGCAGCUGAUAUUAAGGCUUGGUGACGAGCAAAUCUCAUUCAACGUUGAGAUUGAGACAUGUGCUAGGUUUUUGGAGAGUAACCAGCCAUAUAUGCACAGACGCUACUAUGAAGAGCUGGGAACUAGAACUGCAAAAUCAGUGCCAUCUAUUGUGAAACCACCCAAAUUGGAACUCAAACAACUGCCACCACAUCUUCGAUAUGUGUACCUGGGGGAAUCUUCUACACUACCUAUUAUUAUUUCAAGCACUGUCAGUGAGGUAGAGGAAAAGAAACUACUUCGGGUGUUAAGGGAGAAUAAAACAGCUAUUGGAUGGUCUAUUGCAGAUAUAAAGGGGAUCAGCCCAUCCAUAUGCAUGCAUAAGAUACUCAUGGAGGAAAAAUUUAAACCAAGCAUUGAUGGCCAGCGGAGAUUGAAUCCACACAUGAAGGAAGUGGUUAGAGCUGAGGUAUUCAAGUUGCUCGAUGCGGGCAUUAUUUAUCCAAUAUCAGAUAGUGCGUGGAUCAGUGCAGUGCAAGUUGUUCCCAAGAAAGGAGGAAUCACAGUGAUAGAAAAAGAGAGAAAUGAGUUGAUUCCUACACGGACGGUGACUGGAUGGAGAGUGUGCAUUGACUACCGUAAGCUUAACUCAGCUACUCGAAAGGAUCACUUUCCAUUACCGUUCAUUGAUCAGAUGUUGGAGAGAUUAGCAGGGCAUUCACACUACUGUUUCCUAGAUGGGUACUCCGGGUAUAAUCAGAUUCCAGUGGCACCAGACGAUCAGGAGAAGACCACUUUCACUUGCCCCUACGGCACCUUUGCAUACAGAAGGAUGCCAUUUGGAUUAUGCAAUGCUCCCGCUACCUUUCAGCGCUGCAUGAUGGCUAUUUUUUCAGACAUGAUUGAGAAAUACAUCGAGGUAUUCAUGGAUGACUUCUCUGUGUUUGGAUCUUCAUUUGAUGAGUGCUUGGAGCAUCUAAGUCUUGUGCUACAACGGUGUACGGAGACCAACUUGGUGUUGAAUUGGGAGAAAUGUCACUUUAUGGUGCAAGAAGGUAUCGUACUAGGGCACAAAAUUUCAGCAAAGGGUAUUGAAAUAGACAGGGCAAAGAUUCAGGUGAUCGAGAAGUUACCACCACCUACCUCAGUGAAGGGUGUUCGCAGUUUUCUUGGGCACGCUGGAUUCUACAGAAGGUUUAUCAAGGAUUUUUCAAAAAUUACCAAACCUCUGUGCUGUUUACUGAUGAAAGUGUCCACAUUUGAGUUUACUGAUGAGUGUCUGCAGGCCUUUAAUACUUUAAAAGAGAAGUUAACUUCAGCACCUAAAGGCAGUGAAAAUGUGGUAGCGGACCACCUAUCUCGGCUUGAGGACACAGAACAGGAAGAGACAGUGGAAAUAAACGAGAUCUUCCCAGAUGAGCAGAUCUUUGGUGUGAUGGAAGCACCCUGGCGGGGAGCUGAUCAAAUCGUUCGGCGUUGUGUACCAGAGGAAGAAGUGCCUUUGAUAUUAGAGAACUGUCACUCAUCAAUAUAUGCAGGGCAUUUUGGUGCUUCUAAGACAGCGGCGAAAAUUCGCCAAUCAGGUUUUUACUGGCUCACACUCUUUAAGGAUGCGUUUGAAUUUGUAAAGAGGUGUGACCGAUGUCAGCGCACGGGUAACAUCUCUAGAAGAAAUGAGAUGCCUUUGAGUAGUAUCUUGGAGGUCAUCGAUCAUCUUUUGCAUGAUAGCCUAGGCACUACACGUUUAAUGUUGCAUGAAUGGGUGCUAAAUGACGUGUUUGGGUGUUCGAGU